Messenger RNA from Nicotiana tabacum (common tobacco), 520 nucleotides. The record is from RefSeq and is a predicted model, not a curated record. Lineage: Eukaryota; Viridiplantae; Streptophyta; Magnoliopsida; Solanales; Solanaceae.
CCUUUACCUUUUUUGCAUUCCUACGUUUUCCUUUUACUUUUCCUUAAUUAUUUCCUUCUUUCAAUGCCAAUGCCGAUUCCAUUUUAGCUACAUUUUCUGUUCCUUUUCAUCUGACUGUACCUUUCUGCUGUCGCAAAUUUUCUUCCUUUUUCCAGUCUUCCAUAACAUUUCACGAGGUUGGCGUGCAUAUGAUUGGGAAUCUUCAUACAGUAUUGGCACCAUAGAUCACAAUCACAGAGUAUGAGAGGGGUUCGUCUUGCAGAUGCUUAUUCGAUCUACAAGCGUGCUUCUUCUAAUGACCAUUUCACUGAUGAUUAUGAUGACCGUGAACAAAAUUUAGGUCGCCUGCAAAAUGGUGUCUGGAAAGAAAUUGGAAACCCCUCGUGGAAACGCCCGUUACCGCAUAUAUUGGUCGCAAUUAUUUCAUCUCUCUUGUUUGGCUACCAUCUCGGGGUGGUUAAUGACACGCUAGAAAGCAUGUCUUUGGACCUUGACUUCAGUGGCAGCACCUUGGCAGAAG